AUGUAUGUCAGGAGGAUGACGGCUCAUAGGAAGAAUGAACCUCUACUCAUCUACUGUUUUCAGGACAGUUUGGCUGGUCCAGCACUCACGUGGUAUAUGAAUUUGAAGGGUAUCACUACUUUUGAGGAAUUGGCUAAUGCCUUCAUCCAGCAGUAUAAAUAUAACUCUUAUCUGGCCCCUAACCGGAAAGAGCUGCAAGCUAUGACUCAGGGUGAUAAGGAAUCUUUCAAAGAGUAUGCCCAGCGCUUCAUUCAGAAAUCUGCUCAAAUUCGUCCGCCUUUGGAAGAAAGAGAAGUGGCUGAUCUGUUCUAUGAGACUCUGAGCCCUUUCUACUCAGAGAAGAUGCUUCUUUGUGCUUCACAGAAGUUUACCGACAUGGUAGACGCGGGUGUUCGUAUUGAAGAAUGGGUCCGUAAGGGACGGGGUAGUAAAGAUGGUGCCUCUUCAGGUGGUUAUUCAGGAAGUUUGACAAGUGGGUCAUCCAAUGGUAAUAGGAAGUUCGGAAAUGGGUACCCAAAGAAGAAUCCUCAAGAGGUCGGCAUGGUGGCUCAUGGCGGAUCCCAACCUGUAUACCCCAACUACCCCUAUGUUGCUAAUAUUCCAUCACCCAUCUCAGAUCCACAAAACCCAAACUAUCAACCACAAAGGCCUCAAGCCCACCGUCCAUAUUAUCCACCACUAUAUCAAUCACAACCUUAUCAGCCACAACCGUUUUACCAACAACCAUACUAUCCCUUUCCACCACAACAACAACAGCCUCGUCGGCCUCGUCCUCCACCACAACAACAACAGCCUCGUCAGCCUCGCCCUCCAAGAAAUCAAUUCCCUCCUAUCCCUAUGUUGUUUGGAGACUUGUUACCUUCCCUACUUGCUAGGGGUCUUGUUCAGGUUAAACCACGUCCCCUGGUGCCGAACCCUUUACCUCAUUGGUAUCGCCCAGACCUUACUUGUGAAUUCCAUCAAGGGGCACCAGGGCACGACAUUGAGCACUGUUACCCUCUCAAAGACGCAGUCCAAAGAUUGAUUCACAACAAGGACUUAUCUUUCAAUGACCCUGACCCUGUUGCUCCAAACAACCCUCUGCCACCUCAUGGGCCGACCGUUAACAUGAUUGAGAAUUAUCAGGAAGAUGGUCUCGUCACCAACGCUCAAGAUGUCAGAACCCCGUUGGUUCCAAUGCAUGUGAAGAUGUGUAACAUAGGUAUGUUUAGCCACGAUCAUAUCAAUUGUGAGGUGUGUUCUACGGAUCCCCACGGGUGCAUUCAAGUUCAAAAUGAUGUACAAGGGUUAAUGGAUCAAGGAGAGCUGGUUGUCACAAGAGAAGAUAAGAACAUUUCCGUUGUAAUUCCUGUGUUUAAGGAUAGGACGAAACCAAUUGGUGUUGUUACUCCGAUAUUCAAAGACAAUGCCAAGACAGUUGUCGAUCCUCUGGCAAUUUGCAUAGAGGAUGGUAAAGGGGUACUUUUGAGUCCUUCAACUUCGGUAGAUAACAUUGCUGAGAGUAGUCAAAUUCUGAGAAGUGGACGUAUUCUUCCGGCUGUUGUACAAGCAAAGAACAAAGCUCCGAUGAUAGAAUCAGUGCCAAUACCAGAUCCUAGCAAGGGUAAAAGUGUGGGUCAACCUAGUGGAACUGACAACGAUGAAAUUUUGAAACUAAUCAAGAAAAGUGAUUAUAAGAUAGUGGAUCAGUUAUUGCAAACUCCAUCCAAGAUUUCUAUCAUGUCACUAUUGACAAGUUCUGAUGCUCAUAGGGAGGCCUUGAUGAAAGUGUUGAAUCAGGCCUACGUAGACCAUGAUGUGACUUUGGAUCAAUUUGGGAGCAUUGUUGGAAAUGUGACGGCAUGCAACAAUCUGAGUUUCAGUGAGGAAGACCUCCCGGUGGAGGGGAAAAAUCAUAACAUGGCCUUCCAUAUCUCUGUUAUAUGCAAAACAGAUUAUCUAUCCAAUGUCUUGAUAGACAACGGUUCUUCCCUCAAUGUGAUGGCGAAGACAACCUUCGAUAAAUUGACAUAUUCAGACGGAUUUAUCAGGCCCAGUUGCGUGUCAGUAAGGGCAUUUGAUGGAUCCAGGAAGACGGUGUGGGGAGAAAUAGAUUUACCUAUCACUAUUGGGCCCCAAGAGUUUAAAGUUACAUUCCAGAUAAUGGAUAUUCAAGCUUCCUACAGCUGUUUACUUGGUAGACCAUGGAUUCAUGAAGCAGGGGCAGUAACAUCCACUCUUCACCAAAAGCUAAAGUUUGUGAGUCAUGGAAAGCUUGUUACAGUGAGUGGAGAAUCAGCUCUUUUGGUUAGCCAUUUGUCGUCCUUUUCCUUCAUUGGUGGUGAAAGUUCGGAUGGAACGUCAUUCCAAGGGCUCUCGGUUGAAAGCGGUACUACAAAGGGUGAAACAUGCAUGGCCUCUCUAAGGGAUGCUCAGAGAGUAAUUCAAGAAGGAAAAGCGGAAGGCUGGGGGCAAUUAGUACAGUUGCCCGAGAACAAGCGCAAAGAAGGUCUGGGUUUCUCUGGCAAUAAGCAAGUGGUGUUCGACCCAACUAGGGGCACUUUUCACAGUGCCGGAUUCAUUAAUACACCACCUGAGACUAAUGCAAUUUUGGAAGAUCAAUCAGAACAGGUGGCACCUGACUUUGUGACUCCUGAUGGAAACUGCUGCAACUGGAUUGCAUUUGACAUCCCUUCUGCGAUACCUUUUUCUAAACUGAACAUAAGUGAGCCCGUUGAACGUAGUGACCCUAUGCUUCCGCCCAACUUAGAGUUCCCUGUUUAUGAGGCUUGGGUAGAGGAGGAUGAAGAGAUUCCUAAUGAGCUCAGAUGGAUGUUAGAGCAAGAAAGAAAAGCCAUUCAGCCUCAUAAGGAAGAAAUAGAAUCGAUCAACCUGGGUACUGAGGAAGAUAAGAAAGAGAUUAAGAUUGAAGCGUCAUUAGAGGCAUCUGUCAAGAAUAGGAUAAUUGAGCUUCUCAGAGAGUAUGAUGAUAUAUUUGCGUGGUCCUACAAAGACAUGCCGGGGUUAGACCCUGAUGUUGUUGAACAUCGUUUGCCUCUAAAGCCCGAGUGUCCUCCAGUCAAGCAGAAGUUAAGAAGAUCUCAUCCAGAUAUGGCUCUCAAGAUCAAAGAGGAAGUGCGAAAGCAAAUUGACGCAGGUUUCUUGAUUACCUCUGAAUAUCCUCAAUGGUUGGCUAACAUAGUGCCCGUUCCGAAGAAAGAUGGUAAGGUCAGAAUGUGUGUUGACUAUCGGGAUUUGAACAAAGCUAGUCCGAAGGAUGAUUUCGCCUUACCUCACAUUGAUGUAUUGGUUGAUAGUACUGCUAGAUGCAAGGUGUUCUCCUUCAUGGAUGGAUUUUCUGGGUAUAACCAAAUCAAGAUGGCUCCGGAAGAUAGAGAAAAGACGUCUUUCAUCACGCCAUGGGGCGCUUUCUGCUACUUAGUAAUGCCAUUUGGAUUGAUAAAUGCUGGCGCCACUUACCAGAGAGGCAUGACUAAAAUAUUCCAUGAUAUGAUACAUAAAGAGAUUGAAGUAUAUGUGGAUGAUAUGAUUGUCAAGUCAGGCACUAAAGAAGAACAUGCUGAGUAUUUGUUAAAGAUGUUUCAACGGUUGAGAAAGUACAAACUCCGGUUGAAUCCUAACAAAUGUACCUUCGGUGUUAGAUCUGGCAAGCUCUUGGGUUUUAUCGUUAGUCAGAAAGGUAUUGAAGUAGAUCCCGACAAAGUCAAAGCUAUCAGGGAAAUGCCGGCUCCAAGGACAGAGAAACAAGUUAGAGGUUUUUUGGGAAGAUUGAACUACAUCUCCAGAUUCAUCUCCCAUAUGACUGCCACAUGUGGACCGAUAUUCAAGUUACUCCGUAAAGAUCAGGGCAUCGUUUGGACGGAAGAUUGCCAGAAAGCUUUUGAUAGCAUCAAAGGGUAUUUGUUAGAACCUCCGAUUCUUGUCCCUCCAGUUGAAGGAAGGCCUUUGAUCAUGUACUUGACUGUGUUGGAUGAUUCUAUGGGCUGCGUGCUUGGUCAACAAGACGAAACUGGAAAGAAAGAGCAUGCCAUUUACUACUUGAGUAAGAAGUUUACUGAUUGUGAGUCCCGAUAUUCUAUGCUUGAGAAAACUUGUUGCGCUUUGGCAUGGGCCGCUAAGCGUCUCCGUCACUACAUGGUUUACCACACUACUUGGUUGAUAUCCAAAAUGGAUCCGAUCAAGUACCUUUUUGAGAAGCCGGCAUUAACAGGAAGAAUUGCUCGUUGGCAGAUGUUAUUGUCUGAAUAUGAUAUUGUGUAUCGCACUCAGAAAGCCAUCAAGGGUAGUGUUCUUGCUGACCAUUUGGCUCAUCAACCAAUUGAAGACUAUCAGCCUAUCAAGUUUGAUUUCCCAGAUGAAGAGAUCAUGUAUUUAAAGAUGAAAGAUUGUGAUGAACCGUUGUUUGGUGAAGGUCCUGAUCCAGACUCUAAGUGGGGUUUGAUUUUUGAUGGAGCCGUCAAUGUCUUUGGUAAUGGGAUAGGGGCAGUUAUCCUUACUCCUAAAGGUACUCACAUCCCUUUCACUGCAAGACUCCGGUUUGAUUGCACGAACAAUAUUGCAGAAUAUGAAAUCAAAGGAAAAUGGGAAACUCACCAUGCUGGAAUGAUUCCUUACAGAGACUAUGCAAGACGUUUAUUGACUUUCUUCAACAAGGUGGAGUUGCACCACAUUCCUCGGGAUGAGAAUCGAAUGGCAGAUGCCUUAGCAACUUUAUCUUCAAUGAUCAAGGUGAAUCGAGGCAACGACGUGCCUCUAAUCAGUGUCAAGUUCCUUGAUAGGCCCGCUUAUGUGUUUGUAGCCGAAGUAGUUUUCGAUGAUAAGCCGUGGUUUCAUGAUAUUAAAGUGUUUCUUCAAACUCAAGAGUACCCUCCUGGGGCAUCCCGUAAAGAUAAGAGAACUCUAAGAAGACUGUCUGGCAAUUUCUUCCUGAGUGGAGACGUCUUGUACAAAAGAAACUUUGAUUCAGUUUUGCUCAGAUGUGUGGACCGACGUGAAGCAGAUUUAUUAAUGCAUGAGAUACACGAAGGCUCGUUCGGGACUCAUUCUAGUGGAUAUUCAAUGGCUAAGAAGGCAUUGAGAGCAGGCUACUACUGGAUAACGAUGCAUGCUGACUGUCAUCAUUAUGCCAAGAAGUGCCACAAGUGCCAAAUUUAUGCUGAUAAGAUUCAUGUUCCACCGUCUAUGCUCAAUGUUAUCUCUUCUCCAUGGCCGUUUUCUAUGUGGGGCAUUGAUAUGAUUGGUCGAAUCGAACCAAAAGCUUCCAAUGGACAUCGUUUCAUACUAGUGGCUAUUGACUACUUCACCAAAUGGGUCGAAGCGGCAUCUUAUGCUAAUGUGACCAAACAAGUAGUAGUCCGAUUUAUCAAGAACAAUAUCAUAUGCCGUUAUGGCGUUCCCAACAAAAUCAUCACGGAUAAUGGCACGAAUUUGAACAAUAAAAUGAUGAAGGAAUUAUGUGAUGGUUUCAAGAUCGAGCAUCAUAACUCGUCUCCUUAUAGACCUCAGAUGAAUGGUGCGGUCGAAGCUGCAAACAAGAAUAUUAAGAAGAUCGUGCAGAAGAUGGUGGUUACCUAUAAAGACUGGCAUGAGAUGUUUCCCUACGCUUUGUAUGGUUAUCAUACUUCAGUGCGUACUUCAACAGGGGCAACCCCUCUUUCUUUGGUAUAUGGGACGGAAGCGAUACUUCCGGUAGAAGUUGAAAUCCCGUCAUUGAGGGUCUUGAUGGAAGCUGAGCUGUCAGAGGCUGAAUGGUGUCAAAAUAGGAAUGAUCAGUUGAAUUUCAUUGAGGAAAAACGCAUGGCUGCUUUAUGUCAUGGACAGCUAUAUCAGACAAGGAUGAAACAAGCGUUCGAUAAAAAGGUUCGUCCCCGUGAAUUUAAAGAAGGUGACCUGGUGGUCAAGAGUAUCAAGUCUUUCCAACCAGACCCCAGGGGAAAGUGGACACCUAAUUAUGAAGGUCCCUAUGUGGUGAAGAGAGCUUUUUCUGGUGGUGCUUUAAUUCUUACAACUAUGGAUGGAGAGGAGUUACCUCGUCCUGUGAAUUCUGAUGCAGUCAAGAAA
Messenger RNA from Medicago truncatula (barrel medic), 6060 nucleotides. RefSeq lists its product as uncharacterized. The record is from RefSeq and is a predicted model, not a curated record. Gene Ontology annotation, molecular function: nucleic acid binding; RNA-DNA hybrid ribonuclease activity. Gene Ontology annotation, biological process: DNA integration. The transcript has 4 exons. Lineage: Eukaryota; Viridiplantae; Streptophyta; Magnoliopsida; Fabales; Fabaceae. The annotation marks the transcript as partial.